Messenger RNA from Diospyros lotus (date-plum), 1014 nucleotides. RefSeq lists its product as uncharacterized. Lineage: Eukaryota; Viridiplantae; Streptophyta; Magnoliopsida; Ericales; Ebenaceae. Bases 96 to 809 code for a protein of 237 amino acids. The transcript has 2 exons. The record is from RefSeq and is a predicted model, not a curated record.
AUGUUCACAGAUGUAUAUAUAUAUAUAUGUAUGUAUGUAUGUAUCAUCGUCCUUCUUGUGUUUCUCAGUGGAAUUAAGAUCAUCAGCUAGCUUAGAUGGACACUGCAAGUGCAAAAGAAGAGCAGCGGCGUCAAGAACUAGAGAAGCUUCUCCGGCAAUGGAGUCCCCCGGAGGUUCCUGUUCACAGCAUUUACCAUAGAAAGAGCUUCUUCAGCUUCCGGCGAGAUCCACGCUACGAGACCCAUAAACUGAAGAAGACGGUGCCGAUCCGCGGCGAAUACGUCGAGCUCCACUUACUCGACACGCAAGCCGUUCGGCAUCACAUGAUCAAGUACGAGUACCUCCAUUUCGGCCUGGUCCAAGUCGCCGUGAAGCCUCUCACCGCCGCCGGCUUGGACUACUCUGUUCUCGUCUGCCUCGAGUUUGGCCCGUCCCUUCUGGCGGUGGCUCAAGCUUCUCUCCGCCACGGACCCAUUUAUUUUGACUGCUAUCCAAGCUAUCAGGUGACGCUUUCGGAUGCCUCGAAGCCCAUGACUUCGACUCUCAGCAUCAAAAUUGAGAGUUCCCGGAAUGUUGAGCUGAAUUCAUCGGAUAUAGCCGUCGAGUACAGGAUUUACUAUCGAGUAUGCAACGGUGCUUUUAACGGCUCAAAGAAGUCUCCCUCCGUCGGGGAGACUACUUUCGUGGAGACCAAUCUGGUGGGCGGCGGCGGCCGUGCCGUUCCGAGGACUAUCCGGUGGGAUUCGUUUGAAGUGCCGGAAAGAUGGACGGACAGAACCGAGCCCAUCAAUAAUGGCGACGGAAAUUAGAGAUCAUGAGUGCUGGAUCCUUAAUUAAUUUGUAGUCUUUCCGGUAUGUAUACGUAAUCUCUGGCUUUUUAUAUAUCUUCAACAGCUUUUCUCUGUGUCGCCGGCGUCCAUAGUUAUGAAGUUAAUUUCCGGCAAGAAAUAUGUUGCAUUCCCGCCGACGACAGGCCAAUGAGGACUAACGGGCGGACAUGCCCCCUGCAUUGCA